Messenger RNA from Chara braunii, 1990 nucleotides. Lineage: Eukaryota; Viridiplantae; Streptophyta; Charophyceae; Charales; Characeae. The record is from the annotation of a GenBank genome assembly.
UGACAAGCAAGGAGGCCAGACGACCGGUAGGCUGGACUGCAAGCUGGCAUACGCGAAGGAGGCCAGACGGUACUGGCACCCCACUGACCCGGGCACGAGAUCACGUGCCGCAGUGGCGUAUGGCACGAUCAUCACGGGCCCUGAUCCAUACAGUGCAAUCAUGCACCGCGUACCGGCACAAGGCAGAGGCGGACAGAUAUUUUGGUACCUACACACUUCGGCCAUUUUUCCCUUCCCAGACGUUGUGGUCUUUAGCAGUCCGGACAUGCUGCUUGCUCCUGUUCGUGAUGGAUAGAUCGACGGCGCCUGAUGCGUCCGUACAAGUGGCUGCGGUGAGAACGUCGGGGUCGCAGUUACACUGCGCAUGCGUCAUCAACACACACACGAGCUGCUCAGAGGCGGAAGCAUUCAUUCCAACCUUAGUGGAAGAACUCGUCAGAGGAGGGUGUGUGCAAGACUGUAGCCGAAAGGAAGAAUGCCAGAAAGCCUACUUCUCCUUCCUCGCUGUCAUCGAGGAAUGCAUCCAUAAGCUAUCUGCCCGCCCAGACGUCGCCAGCAUCAAGUACACCUAUGCCUCCACAUGCCAGGCAUGCACAUUGAACGUCAUUCCUCAUUGCAAGCCACUGCCGCAACUGGUUUCCAAGGAAGUGCCAUUCAAUGGUCAAUCCACCACAGCGCUUCGCUCAGGAACAAAGACAGGACUGGCAUUGGACACAGGGCAGCCUCUACUUCAGGCAAUGGUGGAUGAAGAAGUCGCUGCAUUGUCAUCUUUGGCAGAUUCCGCUCCUUUACAAGGAAAAGGACGAGGAAGGGGGGGGUACGCAAGGGGCUCGUCAAAAUCGUCAAUCCGCUCGGCUUUGGAGACACCACUACCGGUAGGGAGCACGUCUGCAGCAAAGAGGGAUGAGCUUCGGCAGGCAUCUUCCCAUGUGGCUUCUGUGAGUGAUUUGCACGGAGCGAAUAUGUCUCUCUGCCCUACUCGUUUUGUUCCCUCCUCACACUCAGAGACUCACCCUCCUCCUCUGCCUCCUCCGCGGCGUGCUGUCUUCGUAUCCGCUUACCAAGAACCCAGACCGUUCUUUAGCAGCACGGGCAGCUCCGUGCGGACAAAAGCUUGGGGAUCGGUGCAAGCAUUCCAGCAGCCGGAAUCCGAUGCCGGCGGUCGACGGGUGCUCAUAUCGCCGAUGUCGUUGAUGAGCGCCUUUCCCGAGAUCAUGGCAUUGUCCCAGCCAUCUCAGAGGAGAGAAAAAAAAAAAGAAGCAGACGAAGAAGCAGUGUCUUUCAGGAUUGAUACCAUGGAGAAGACGACGACGAUGAACAACAACAGGAGGAAGUCCAACAACAACGACGUUCCUAGUCAAAGCCACCGAGUACCGGAGAUGCAUCUGCCUCGAUCUCUCGCUGCGAGUGGCAAAGCCAGAUCCAGAUCAGAAAGGAGAAGCUUCAGAAUGGUGCCAAAUGGCAAACAACAGCAAGGGCAUGUGCUAAGGGGCAGUCCGCAAUCCAUUGCUAUGACUACGCUCACACCCACUACAUCCUCCACCCAUCCUGUGGUGCUGCGAGGUCCUCCCAAAUCUCUUCCCACUGCCCUUGAAUUCUGGAAAGGCCUCAGUCCUGGAAACGAAACCGGGUCGAUUGACACCUCGUCCGCCUCCUCCCCGUUUCCAUUUUCGUCCUCCUCUCUGGAGAUGCUGGGAUCUCUUCCGGAAUCAGCGGUACCUGGAGAGGGCACAGCCAACCGAACGUCCUUCCUCUCCUCGGCGGGACUUGAAGUCGACGUCGGAAUCGGAGUCCAUGGCCUCCAGCAGCAGGUCACCUCCUGCAUCCUCGCCCAAUUCCAAAAGCAACAGAACGCGAAGGACAAUGCCGCCAUCGCGUUCAGCUCCACCGUCCUCUGAGCCCUAUUCUGCUGCCCUGUCUUCCUCCAGGUCUGCUGAAUUUCCACCUCCAUCUGCUUCUCAGUCGCUCUCGACAUCUGUUGCUCAGAGCU